GAUGCUUCGUUGUCUAGACUCUUGGCAGCCGGUGGCAGUGCAUCAGCAACCCCGCUACUGCGUUCGAAACUUCGAAUCGACCCCUCAACAAAUCAAUCCUUUAUAAACAACCGUGCCGAUUCCAACACAUCUCGAUAAGUAAAGAAUCCGCUUGACAGACACCACGAUGGCUGAUUCCGCAACCUCAAAGCUCUCAUCACGUAUGGCCCGACUUAAUCCCUUCAAGAGCAAGAGCAUGUCAAGGCGCGAAGAGGACGAUGAGGACAUCGGCCAAGAGAUCGACGCCGAUACCUUGGCCGGGGGCGGCCACAGCGCGUUCCAAACUGACAUCACGCUGCGCCGGCUGCGUGUCAGCGAGGCACUGAAGUGCUUCCUUUCCCACGAAGGGGUCCUGAAUGAGGACGAUGCCGAAGGACUGGGCGCCCUCCUCGACAAGCCCAUAGUCUCGCCGCCGGCCCAUCUCAUCGACCGAUCUCACCCUCUGCCAGAGUAUUACAUCAGCUCCAGCCACAACACAUACCUUAUGGCCCAUCAACUCUACGGUACGUCAUCUGCUGCAGCCUAUGAGACCACGCUUAGGGCGGGGGCGCGCUGCAUCGAGAUCGACGCCUGGGACAAUCCCGACGAUCCCAAAGAGCCAAAAGUCACGCACGGUUACACACUGGUCUCCAAUAUCCCCUUCCGAGCCGUCUGUGAGACAGUCCGCGAUGUGGUUGACCUAGAGGCCACGAGCCCUCCGGUCCAGGGCUAUUCGCCAGCCCCGAUCCUCGUGUCACUGGAGAACCAUUGCGACCAUAGCGGGCAACUGCGGUUGGUCCAGAUCAUGAAGCAGGUAUGGGGCGAUCGCUUGCUUAGCGCGCCGGUUCGCGAGAAAGGCCACGAAGAACAGGAGGGCGGAGAACCGGUGCGGCUCGAGGAGCUGGGCAGCAAGAUUGCCGUCAUCGUCGAGUACCACCUCCCCGACGAGGCCGAUGACUCGAGCGACUCGUCCGACUCCAGCUCCUCCAGCGACUCGGAGGAGGAGGAGAAGCAGGCGCGCAAGAAGUACAAGACGAAGAAGAAAGCCGCCCCGCCGCCCAUCAUCGUGCCGGAACUGGCCGAGCUUGGUGUCUAUGCGCAAUCGGUCAAGCCGCGCGACACGUCUUGGUUCACGGACGGCAAGAUCAAGGACGGCCCGCCUCGGCAUCACCUCGUCAACAUGUCCGAGUCUCGCGUGGCGUCGCACAUGACCGAGCAUGCGGUCGAGAUCGCGCAGCAUAACGCCCGACAUCUGAUGCGCGUCUUCCCCAAGGGCACCCGCAUCUCCUCCCACAACCUUUCCCCGAUCACGUUCUGGGCCAUUGGCGCCCAGAUCUGCGCCCUCAACUGGCAGGUCUUUGGCGCAAGCAUGCAGCUCAACGAUGCCCUUUUUGCCGGCACCCCGGGAUAUGUCCUGAAGCCGGCCGCCCUUCGCCCCGGCGGCAGCGGUAACCCUUCCUCGCAGGCUCCCCGCAAAAUGCUCCAGCUCCGCGUGGCCGGGGCUACCGACAUUCCCCUCCCCGAGGGCCGCGACGUGGACGAGAUCAAACCCUACUUGACCUGCACACUGCUCCAGCCGGGAAGCGGGCCAGAUCCGAUCAAGGUCAAGCGCAAGACGGCACCAUACCAUAGGCGGAGGAUUGCGCCGCUGCCCUUCCUUGGCCUCGGCCGUGGUGAGCGCGGGAACCCUGAAAACACGGACCCCGUGUGGGACGAGACCCUGGAGUGGGAAUUCGUCGACGAUGAGCUGGUCUUUGUGAGGAUGCUCAUUAAGAGCGACGACAGCUUCUCGAGCAACCCCAUUCUAGCCGUCUCGGCUGUCCGGCUGGUCUAUGUUGAGCCGGGUUGGAGAUUUGUCCGCAUGCUGGAUCUUCGGGGACACGAGACACAAUGCUCGCUGUUGGUCAAGUUCGAGGUUCGGGAUGUAUAGGUACUAGAGUAGAUAACCUGACUGAGCGCUCAAAAUGCAAUGGUUUGUUGAACGGGACAAACACUGUUACAGUUAAAGCGAAGUACUCGGGACUAAGCCAGUAUUGCGACCGCGUUGCGACUCCCAAGUACGGAGAGCAGGCAUCGGCCUUUGAUGUCGUCACCCUUGGU
Chaetomium strumarium is the source of this 2118-nucleotide messenger RNA. RefSeq names its product 1-phosphatidylinositol-4,5-bisphosphate phosphodiesterase delta-3. Gene Ontology annotation, molecular function: phosphatidylinositol-4,5-bisphosphate phospholipase C activity. Gene Ontology annotation, biological process: release of sequestered calcium ion into cytosol; lipid metabolic process; phosphatidylinositol-mediated signaling. The transcript has 3 exons. The record is from RefSeq and is a predicted model, not a curated record. Bases 167 to 1948 code for a protein of 593 amino acids. NCBI's taxonomy places the organism in Eukaryota, Fungi, Ascomycota, Sordariomycetes, Sordariales, Chaetomiaceae.